CUCCUUCUUCCUCCUUCACAUUUUCUCUCUCAACCCUCCCCAAAUCCGUCUUGCACAGUUUGAGCCUGCGCCCGGAUAAGCUAACAGAGAAGUGUGCAGGCCUCCACAAGCGACGCACUGAACCGAUAUCAACGCCAUCAGUUGGCGAUACACACUUGGUCGACAUGUCGACCACAAACCUCCUGGACCUGCCCCAACAAGCAGGCCUUACGGCCAUCGAAGCCGAAAUCGACGACAAACCAGAGUCCUCAGCCAUCUCUGUCGCCUCUGACUCCACUGGUUCGUACCGAACCGCCAGGAGCUCACCCCCUACAGUGCCUGCGGAAUACGCCAACUGUAGGUUCCUCAAAUUCCCCGAGAGCCAGGUCCUCUGCGACGCCCCUUUCUCGGAGGGCGGUUGCCGCUUCUGCAGGAACAUUUCCCGCCGCGAGGUCGCCCUGAUGGACGUUCAUCUCAAGGAAGUCGUGAAUCUGGAGCUCGAGGAGAAAGUCGAGAAGAAACUUGAAGAAGAGAAUGCCAAGAAGAUCCGAACAAUGAAGAGAAGGUUUGCCUAUCUCGUAAGUUUGUAUCAUUCACUAAGAUCACAUGAUAAGUCACUCAUGGCAACACAGCUUGAUACGGCGCUCCGGCCCGCACAGAAUCCGAUAGAUGACCGAGCAUUCAGCACUCGGCAGAACUGGAUUGCGAGACUUCGAGAGAUUUUGGAGCCUGGUGACCGUUCCGAAGAACGGGAAGCCGAACUCGACAGGCAGCUAAAGGAUGCCGAACGGGGUAUGGACGAGAUGCUGGACCAAGUUGGGCCUUUGGGGGACAUACCGUUCCAAAUGGCGCGGGGCAGGGGGAAUCGUGGUGGCCUUGGUGGAGGAAGUCGUGGUGAAACUCGUGGAGGGAAUCAUGGUGAACCUCGCGAAGGACCUCGCGGGGCAUUUCCUGGCCGUAUACCGAAUACUCCCAACUCUGACAGAGGCCAACGAGGCCAACGAGGCCAACGAGGUCAAAGAGGUCAGCGAGGCCAGCGAGGUCAUCGUGGCCACUAUAAUUAGGCUGGUGACCGUACAUGCACAGAGGGACAUCUAGAAUUUCGG
Molecule: messenger RNA, 1085 nt
Organism: Aaosphaeria arxii CBS 175.79
Lineage: Eukaryota; Fungi; Ascomycota; Dothideomycetes; Pleosporales
Exons: 1
Coding region: 165-1043 (292 amino acids)
Source: RefSeq, a predicted model, not a curated record